AUGUCUUCCUCUAUAAAAGUAGCCGUACGUGUACGGCCCUUUAAUACGCGAGAAAAAGAUAUGCAGACUCAGUGCAUUGUUGAAAUGGACGGCAAGAAAACGCGUAUUUUGAGACCAAAACAACAAUGUGUACGCGAUGCAGGUAGGGAGAAUCACCACGAUUUUACCUUUGACUAUUCAUAUUGGUCUUUCAAUGAGAAUAGCAGUCAGUUUGCGACCCAAGAGCAAGUUUAUAAUGAUCUGGGAACCGAUGUUGUCGAAUGUGCUUUCCAAGGGUACAAUGCUUGCGUGUUUGCUUACGGUCAAACAGGUUCCGGCAAAACGUUCACUAUGAUGGGUACACUCGAAAAUCCAGGUCUUAUACCGAAAAUAUGUCAAGAGAUGUUUGCACGUAUGCGCGUGGGUCAGGAAUCGGGUACGGGAUACAAGACUCAAGCCAGUUACUUGGAAAUUUACAAUGAGAGGGUAAAGGAUCUCCUAGGUGCUCAGGCUGUUGGUCACGGUCUAAGAGUCCGCGAGCAUCGCUCGUUGGGCCCUUACGUAGAGAAUUUGUCGCAACAUUCUGUGGCAAAUUUUGACGAAAUACAAGAAUGUAUUACUCGUGGCAAUAUCCAGCGGACAACUGCUAGCACAAAUAUGAACGAUACCAGUAGUCGAAGUCAUGCAAUCUUCACCAUAACGUUUGUUCAAGCAGUUUUUAUGAAUGACAUGCCAAGUGAAACAGUAUCGAAAAUCCAUUUGGUAGAUUUAGCAGGAAGCGAGAGAGCGAAUGCCACCGGGGCGACAGGUCAGCGUUUAAAAGAAGGAGCACACAUUAACAAGUCGCUUGUAACUCUCGGUAGUGUCAUAUCAGCUUUAGCGGAGCAAACUAAUUUCACUAAUUCAAAUCAAAAUAAUAGCGGCAACGUCAUCUCAAAACGUGUGCUUUAUAUACCAUAUCGCGACUCUAUACUGACAUGGUUAUUAAAAGACAGUUUAGGAGGCAAUAGCAAAACUAUUAUGAUUGCUGCUUUAUCCCCAGCUGACUGCAAUUACAGUGAAACUUUAAGUACGUUGCGCUACGCCAAUCGCGCUAAAAAUAUUAUCAAUAAACCUACAAUUAAUGAAGAUGCUAACGUUAAACUUAUACGCGAACUGAGAGAAGAAAUUGCUAAACUUAAAUCCAUGUUAAAUGGAGAUGUCCGUGCUUUUCAACCAUCUUCGAAAAUGUUGGAAGAUCUUCAUAAAAAAGAGGCACAAGAAAAGGUACUUACUGAAGAAUGGACUGAAAAGUGGAAAGAAGCACAAUUAAUUCUACAAGAACAAAAAAGUCUCGGUCUCCGGAAGUCCGGUGUAGGCGUAGUCUUGGAUUCCGAAAUGCCGCAUUUGAUUGGCAUCCACAAUGAUAUCACCACGGGCGUUACGCUUUACAGCCUUAAGGAGGGCGAAACAUUUAUAGGAAGUGAAUGCACAAGGACUCCACCUGAUAUUGCCUUGAACGGCGACGGUAUACGCCAACAACAUUGCAGUAUUGUAUUGAGGGACGGUGUCUGCACGCUACACCCACGUCCUAUGGCCCAAUGCUGGUUAAAUGCGCAUUUGAUUGAAGAGCCCGUAACUAUUUCUCAAGGUGACAUCAUAUUGUUGGGCCGCACAAACAUAUUCCGCUUUAAUAACCCAGCUGAGGCAGCUAAAAUGCGUAGGGAGUGUAGCCGUUCGCAAUUGGACAUGUCUCGUCUGUCCUUAAUUACGUCCUCUCGUGAGAAUUUGCUUAGCUCGAGUUUUUAUUCCGAAGAAGACAAUAUGAAUAAUUGCAUAGUAUCACCUCUGAAGCCUUAUGAAAAACAAUACCAUCCCACAAAGCCAGUGACUCGGGACGAUCCUGAAAUGCAGGAUGAAAAUCGUAAAAUUCUCGAAACAAUUGAAAAUGCCUUAAAACAAUUAAAUAUUGAACGAGUACAAAUGCAUGAACAAUAUAAAAUCAAAGUACAAAAGCUUUCAAGUGAAUUAAAACGCUUAGAAUGUGAGGAAAAAAACGACUUUGAAUAUGUGCACUGUAAAGAAAAUGAAUUAAUUGCACGCCGAGAUAUGUUGCUCUGGGAGAAGAAUAAUGAGAAAGUGCAGAUCGACAUUUUAUGCCGGCAAAUAUCGGCCUUGCAAAUGCAAUUAGAUUCAAAGAAGCGAGACUUUUCUGAAUAUGUUGCUAAAGAGUUGCAAGAGCUACAAGAUUGCGGUAAAUUAGAAGAGAUAGAUGUAAAAAUUGAUGACUCGACAAACCGGAUUGAUGAUAUACUGCUUCAAGCUGCCGAAUCACUUGACUCAUAUGCCUCGCAAUUCAUAAAAGAUACUGUUAAAAAAAUGAAUGAAGAAAUUCAUUGCCUAGAAAAAUAUGUAUCUGAAAAGGAACACCUUUUGAAUGCCAGUACAAAAAAAAUCGUACAACUCGAUGAUUCUCUCCUCCAAAUAAAGGAAGAAUUAAAGAAUUUGCACGUAAUCUAUGAACAGAACGAAUCUCAAAGAUUAAAUCUAAAAAGGGAAAGCUUAAAAUUAAAUGUAAAUGCAUCAUCGAGCUUUCCCGUAACGUCUACGCCCUCUAGUAGUUAUUCGACGUCUGAGGAUGUGGAUGAUAAUGAUGAUCUAUUGUCGGUUUCACUUUCCCGCCCUUUAAAUAAUACGAACAAUACCCAUAAUAUUGCCGCCGAUCUCAACUUGGUUUGCUCGAACGUCUUGAUGAGUGAUAGUGGUGUUUGCCUCGAUCAAGUCAAAUCGACCCAUAAUAAUGAGAAAGAUUUUAGUGUCCAAGUUGCAUUGGCUGAUGAUCAAAAUGAGCAAGAUGCGGCUUCAUGUUCGUCAUGUGAGAUAAAUCAAAAUACAAAUAACAUAAUUCGAGUGCAUUGCCCAAUGCAGAGUUUAAGACGCAAAAUCGCUGCCCAUAAAGCUUUGAUUAUGAAAAAUCUCGAAGUAGAUGUGGAUAAAAUGCAAUUGGACAUACAGAGCGCUGAAUUGCAGGAACUUCAACGUCAGUGCAUUCGAAUGGAGAAGAAAAUGCUUAACUCGGAAAGCAAUAGCAACAAUCAUGAGUUCUGUUGCAACGAACAAGAAAGUUUAGAGGGACACAUUAACGGCAGUAUUUUCAAGGAGGCACAAUGCUAUGAGGAAGAACCCAAUCGCGUCGCUACUCUUAGCGACCCCAGAUCCGAAAGAGAUUUUUCUAAUGCAGAUCAUUUAAUUACAAUUCCCACGUUUGUAAUGCGUGGAGCCGGAAAGCAAACACACUACGAAUAUGAAGUUCGUAUUGUUGUACCAGACGGAAAGCUUUGCAUUUUGCGCCGCUACAGCCGGUUCCGGGAGUUACACAUGAGCAUGAAAAAUUUAUAUGGAGCCAAGAUUGUCGCUUUGCCCUUUCCACGUCGAGAGUUGUUCUCUUCAAGCAGUGAAUCGGUGGCAAAGCAUAGACGACGUUUACUUGAAUUGUAUUUACGUCGCCUAAUUGCAGUUUGCACUCGUAUACCACAAAGCCCGAUUUAUGAGGGCGCCAGCGGACCAGGAUUAACACGUAUUACCUUAUCUCGGUUGUCGCCUUUCUUCAAAAAGGGGAUCUUCGAGAACGGAAAGUAUGGGACGGGAUAAUAGUAUAUUUACUGCUAAAUUAUCUUCUACCUGCAGUGUGUCUUUUUGUUUAUAUUUACUACUUAUUAGGUUAUAUGUGUGGACAUCGCAAAGUCUCG
Messenger RNA from Glossina fuscipes, 3707 nucleotides. It is a transcript of the gene Klp98A, whose product is annotated as kinesin-like protein Klp98A. Gene Ontology annotation, biological process: microtubule-based movement. The transcript is spliced from 13 exons. Lineage: Eukaryota; Metazoa; Arthropoda; Insecta; Diptera; Glossinidae. Gene Ontology annotation, molecular function: phosphatidylinositol binding; microtubule binding; microtubule motor activity. The coding region runs from base 1 to 3609 and encodes 1202 amino acids. The record is from RefSeq and is a predicted model, not a curated record.